Messenger RNA from Vombatus ursinus (common wombat), 1666 nucleotides. RefSeq names its product phosphoglucomutase 1 (gene PGM1). The record is from RefSeq and is a predicted model, not a curated record. Gene Ontology annotation, cellular component: cytosol. Gene Ontology annotation, molecular function: phosphoglucomutase activity; magnesium ion binding. Bases 44 to 1666 code for a protein of 540 amino acids. Lineage: Eukaryota; Metazoa; Chordata; Mammalia; Diprotodontia; Vombatidae. Gene Ontology annotation, biological process: carbohydrate metabolic process. The transcript is spliced from 10 exons.
GGCAGCCAGGCCAGGGCAGCGGCGGGCAGCACCGCACCGCACCAUGGUGAAGAUCGUCAAAGUGCACACCAAGGCGUACCCGGACCAGAAGCCGGGCACGAGCGGGCUGCGCAAGCGGGUCCGAGUGUUCCAGGAGAGCGCGCACUAUGCUGAGAACUUCAUCCAGAGCAUCCUGGCCACCGUGGAGCCGGCGCAGCGGCCCGACGCCACGCUGGUGGUGGGGGGCGACGGCCGCUUCUACAUGCCGGAGGUCAUCCAGCUCAUCGUGCGCAUCGCCGCGGCCAACGGGAUCGGAAGAUUAGUGAUUGGACAGAAUGGCAUUCUCUCUACCCCGGCUGUGUCCUGCAUCAUUAGGAAAAUCAAAGCCAUUGGCGGGAUCAUUCUGACAGCCAGUCAUAAUCCCGGCGGCCCUAAUGGAGAUUUCGGAAUCAAGUUCAACAUAUCCAAUGGAGGACCAGCUCCUGAAGCCAUCACGGAGAAAAUCUUCCAGAUCAGUAAGACAAUCGAAGAAUAUGCCAUUUGCCCGGACUUGAAAGUCGACCUCAGCGUCCUUGGGAAGCAGCAGUUUGACUUGGAAAACAAGUUUAAACCAUUCACAGUGGAAAUCGUGGAUUCGGUGGAAGCUUAUGCCACCAUGCUGAGGAACAUCUUUGACUUCAGCGCCCUAAAGGAGCUACUCUCGGGCCCCAACCGGCUGAAGAUCCGCAUCGACGCCAUGCACGGAGUCGUGGGGCCGUAUGUUAAAAAGAUCCUCUGUGAAGAGCUUGGUGCCCCGGCAAAUUCAGCCGUCAACUGUGUCCCUCUGGAGGACUUUGGAGGACACCACCCUGACCCAAACUUGACCUAUGCCUCUGAUCUGGUGGAGACCAUGAAGAGCGGAGAGCAUGACUUUGGUGCUGCCUUUGAUGGAGAUGGGGAUCGAAACAUGAUUCUGGGAAAACACGGAUUCUUCGUUAACCCUUCAGACUCUGUGGCCGCCAUUGCUGCCAACAUCUUCAGCAUUCCUUACUUCCAGCAGACCGGGGUUCGUGGCUUCGCCCGCAGCAUGCCCACCAGUGGGGCUUUGGACCGGGUGGCCAGCGCUACAAAGAUCACUUUGUAUGAAACUCCAACGGGCUGGAAGUUUUUUGGGAAUCUGAUGGAUGCAAACAAACUGUCCCUCUGUGGGGAGGAAAGCUUUGGGACGGGCUCUGACCACAUCCGUGAGAAAGAUGGCCUGUGGGCCGUCUUGGCUUGGCUCUCCAUCAUUGCCAACCGCAAACAGAGUGUGGAAGACAUCCUGAAGGAUCACUGGAAGAAGUUUGGGCGGAACUUUUUUAGCAGGUACGACUAUGAAGAGGUGGACUCGGAGGGAGCCGGCAAGAUGAUGAAAGACCUGGAGGCCCUCAUGUUCGAUCGCUCCUUUGUGGGCAAGCAGUUUCCAGUGGGGGACAAGGUUUACACCGUGGAGAAAGCCGACAAUUUUGAGUACAGCGACCCAGUGGAUGGAAGCGUUUCCAGGAACCAGGGCUUACGGAUCAUUUUUGCUGACGGUUCUCGAAUCAUCUUCCGACUGAGCGGGACGGGCAGUGCUGGGGCCACGAUUCGACUGUACUUCGAUAGCUAUGAGAAGGACGAGUCCAAGAUCUACCAGGACCCCCAGGUAAUUUUCAGUCAUUUUGUGUGA